CACUGGGAAUUCCAUGCUUAAGCUCGUUUACAAAUUGCUUUAAUUGUUACUGUAGAAAAUGGGAGUACCUGUAAUAUAUACACAGAAGGAAAAUUAAAGUAAGGACUUUUUAACUCCUCAUUGAAAACAAUGCAAUAAAAAUGGAGUAUAAAUAUGGAAAUUGCAUUCAUCACAAUAAAUGUUUAUAUAAUGAACUUAGUGUACAAAUGGGUUUUGAAGAAUCUAUUCAAAUGAGACGAAAAGUCAAAGAAUUCGAAGUAAAGAGGAAGGAUUUUCUUUCCAUUUAUCAUCCAUAUCUCGAAACGAUCUGUACCGGAAGUGUUGCCGAAGGAUUCCGACACGGACGAACUGAUCGUGAUUAUAUGAAGGUACUUAAAGACGUAAACAUUCACCAUUCAAAUAUGGAAAUAUUGUAUUCAAGAGAGGGAAAUAAUUCUGAUAAAAAGUUAUCUCUUAUAAUAAGUCAUGAGACCAAUUAUGCGAAGGAAGGGUAUGUGUUGCUUAAAUUUCAAAACAGCGGAGAGGGUACUUUUAAAGAGCAUGCUGAGUGCAUCCAAUCUGCCUUAAUUGGUACCUAUGUUUCUAGCCAUAGAUUUAAAAAAUGGUGGAAAGAGAGAAGCGAAGAUCCGAAUGCUAAUUUCGUUAUACACGGUCCAUGCAUUUCCAUGACUGGGCUAUCAUCUGAUCAAGAUAUUGCAUUCUCACUGGAAUGUCCAUUUUGGCCCCCACAGGCAAAGGAAUGGGUCAAAAGACCAAGACUUUGGCCAUCAAAACAAUUGGUUAGAGAAAUAGAGCUAGACGGAUGUCACCUCGUCCCCCUGGGUCCAGUUAAAGACGUGGAAGACGAUCUCUUAUGGAGACUGUCUUUUAACAAAGCAGAGAAGAGGCUGAUGUUUGCGUUCAAUCAAACACAAUUUCUAUGCUAUGGUCUCUUCAAAAUUGUUCUGAAAGAAUGUAUCGAAAAAAUAGACACCUACCCGGAAAACUCACUCUGUUCAUAUUUCAUAAAAACUUUGAUGUUUUGGGUCAUUGAAGAGACGGCUCCAGAACUCUGGCGCCCAGACAACAUAGUCAUUUGUUUUUUGAUGUGCUUGUUGCGUUUAACCCUUUGGAUAAAAAAUGAAAGCUGUCCCAAUUUUUUCAUUCCCGAGAGAAAUAUGUUCAAAUCAAAGGUUUACGGUCAAACAAAAAUGCAACUUAAAGAAACAUUGAAAACUGUGUUUAAAUUGGGUUUGUGGAAUUGUUUUGCUAAAUGCGAGAAACGCAUACAUAUUUUUACCCAUCAUAAAGAUAUCAUUAUUCCAUGUCUGAGGUCAUACUUUGUUGACCAGUCCUAUUUGAGAGAAUUUAGAGUGCUGUCUUCUUCUUUCCUGAUUGAUGACCUGAGUCAAUUCAGCAAAGUGGAGAACCCAAAUCUUGAGAAUUUAUCAGAACUUGAGAUCGAAUUUGUCACUUGUCAGCGUUUAUCAAUGUUUCAAAGAGAGGCGCUGAAAGCACGGACCCACGAGGAACAAGUUGAAUAUUUCACCAAGGCAAAAGAACUGGAUUUAACGCGUGGCCCAUUGAUGCUCGCCACGUGUUUUUAUGGUGUUGGGAAUUUCUUUCAAGUCAGUGAAAUAAUACAACAAAUUAAAACAAGAUUGAAUUUAUUUACAUUCUAUGCAGGAAUAAAUUCAGCUGAUAUUAUUAAAUUUCACGAGAUACUAGAUGUAUAUGGCUUUUCAGCUCAAAGAUUUUCUCUACGGCAGAAACGUGAGAUGCUUUUAGCUAUGGAUAUCAUCAUCCGGAGAGAGAUCAUAUGGGACGAGAAAGGCGAUUACAGAGCGAGACCUAACACGGAGAACACACCAUGCGAACUUCGAUUUGACAUUUUGUUUCAAAGAAAAACUUUGGUAAUUCACCCUCUCGUAUACUUACAUUUUCUGAACUUUUUGUGUCAAAAACAUCUU
Molecule: messenger RNA, 1949 nt
Organism: Saccostrea cuccullata (small rock oyster)
Lineage: Eukaryota; Metazoa; Mollusca; Bivalvia; Ostreida; Ostreidae
Exons: 1
Source: RefSeq, a predicted model, not a curated record